AGCAGUUGGGACUCCCCGCCUGACUCGGACGUAAUAACGGAAGUGAGCGGGCUCGGCUCUAACAGACAUGGCGUGUUUGCUAGCUAGUAGCAACAGAAGCUCAACAAUGUUUUCUUUUAUAAAACAUCGCUCAUGGAUUUGCUGUUUGUUCCUGGUGGUGUUUUUAACGCCGCUUCCAGUCUCGGCAAAGCAGGACAGUCUCAGAGAAGUGACCGACGGGACCUGGGAGGAAAUCCUGACAGGAGAAUGGAUGAUUGAAUUCUACGCGCCCUGGUGCCCGGCGUGCCAGCAGCUCCAGCCGGCGUGGAAGGAGUUCGCGGACUGGGGGGAGGACAUGGGGGUCAACAUAGCCAAGGUGGACGUGACAGAGCAGCCCGGUCUGAGCGGGAGAUUCAUCAUCACUUCACUUCCUACUAUUUACCACUGUAAAGACGGCGUCUUCAGGAAGUACCAGGGCGCUCGCACCAAAGACGACUUCCUCAGCUUCGUGGACGAGCAGAAGUGGAGUGCGGUGGAGCCCAUCUCCUCCUGGUUCGGCCCGUCUUCCUUCCUAAUGAAUUCCAUGUCGGCUCUGUUCAAGCUCUCGAUGUUUAUCCGGCGUUGUCACAACUACAUGACGGACCAGCUGGGGAUUCCUGUGUGGGGGUCUUACGUCAUCUUCGGCCUCGCCACGCUGUUGUCCGGCCUGGCGUUGGGACUGCUGCUCGUGUUCAUCGCAGACUUUGCGUUCCCCUCACGGCGCUUUUCUUCUUCGGAUUAUUACCAGAAGAAGCAGACUCUGGAGCAGGCGCGGCUAAUCCAGCGGCAGGAGGACGAGCACGAGGCCGACGGCGAGGAAGACGACGAUGAUGAGGAAGAAGACGACGACCAGGACGAGGUGUGGAGGAGGAGGAGGAGGGGCUCCCCCGAGGGCCGCCCGGAGCCAAAGGGACUCCCCGAUGAAGCUCUGAGGAAGAGGGUGGUGGGCAACCGCGAGGCGCAGGACGAGGACGACGAAGAAGACGCUUAGAGACUCUCGUCCUCGUCUAGAGAGGAGCGUCGUGGCGUCGGAGCAGCAGCAGUGUUUACAGUAGGGAGUCCCCGCCCCCCCCCUCCUCAGAAACACCUCGCUUCUUUCCUUCUCCCUCGUCUCUUAACGGGAGCUCUUCAGACUCUCCACCUGAGCAGCCGGCUCCACCUGGAGGAAGCAGAAACACUCCGUGUCCACGUGCGGCGAGGAGACGCCGCCUGAGGUUUAGGUAUGAGGUGCGGGCCAGCUGGAUUCUGCAGCGUUGUUUGUGUUAUGCAUCGUUUUUUAAAGAUAUGUGUUUUAUUUUCUCAUUAUUAUCCCGGCGUGUUGUUCCUGCUCAGCUGAUGUCUUCAUCCUGUCUGUUUGUUGUUUUACUCCCACCGUCUUCAGUGUGGCGUGAAAAAGCCCCAAAGUGUUUGUAACGAUCGACUCCCGGCGACACCUUCCUGUCCCUCCUUCACAAUAAAGCUCCGCUGCGUUUCUCCAGGUGGAUGCUUUUAAUGUGAAGGAGCAGCAGAAGGAAACGUGUUGGAAGCAGCUUCCUGUGACUCGUGUCCUGCAGACGUUAAUGAGGAAACAUUUAAAGACGUCGGCUCCACUUUGAGAAAUCUGUAAAAAUACAUUAUAAAAUAAAGUUUGUAGAAACCAAACUGUUUAUCGAUUCAGUUAGAAAGUAAUCGGCAGAUCAAUCAUAUCGCUAAUAAAGACGGAGAAGUCUCCCUGGAUGGUAAUCAGGUCUUCAUUUCAUGAAUCGUACGGAAUAAACCUUUAGAUCUCCGUCAGUGCGUCACGGGAACGCUCCGGUACGACGCUUGAUUUACUUUGUACUAAUGUUUACGUGUGAUUCUCUAAUUAUUAAAGGACGUUUGAUUAAAGAGCCUGAUGUCUGCAGAACAGUGUUUGCAUGCUGAGAACAGGAACAAAGUGGGGACAUUUUUAUACAACGUUAAACUCCGAGAGGGGGGGGGGCUUUAAUCUUCUUUAAAUACUUUAUUUAAUCUUUUUAUGCUCAAAAUGUCAAAAAUAAACCCUAACUUUU
This is a messenger RNA of Cottoperca gobio, 2048 nucleotides long. Its product is annotated as thioredoxin-related transmembrane protein 1. Gene Ontology annotation, cellular component: endomembrane system. Bases 68 to 1009 code for a protein of 313 amino acids. Gene Ontology annotation, molecular function: disulfide oxidoreductase activity. Lineage: Eukaryota; Metazoa; Chordata; Actinopteri; Perciformes; Bovichtidae. The record is from RefSeq and is a predicted model, not a curated record. The transcript has 8 exons.